ACAGGAAUUCCCUUCGAAGGUGGGCUGCGCUGCCUGUGCUGGAAGAUACUUCUGAACUACCUCCCUUUAGAGAAAGCCUUAUGGAGCUCUUUGCUGAAGAAACAGAGAGAUCUGUAUUCCCAGUUCUUAAAGGAAAUGAUUAUCCAGCCUGGGAUCGCCAAAGCCAACCUGGGUGUUUCAAGGGAAGAUGUGACCUUAGAAGAUCAUCCCCUCAAUCCAAACCCAGACAGUCGAUGGAAUACUUACUUCAAGGAUAAUGAAGUGCUCCUCCAGAUAGACAAAGAUGUCAGGAGGCUCUACCCUGACAUGGCAUUCUUCCAGCGCCCAACGGACUACCCCUGCCUUUUAAUCCUGGACCCCCAAAAUGAGUUUGAGACGCUGCGCAAGCGGGUGGAGCAGACCACACUCAAGUCACAGACGGUGGCGCGAAACCGCAGCGGGGUUACAAAUGUGAGCUCCCCUCUUAAAACGACUUCUAAUUCUCUGAGCGAGUACGAAGUUCUGCCCAACGGCUGUGAAGCUCACUGGGAAGUGGUAGAGCGAAUCCUGUUCAUCUACGCCAAGCUGAACCCCGGCAUAGCGUACGUUCAGGGGAUGAAUGAAAUCGUGGGGCCUCUUUACUACACCUUUGCUACGGAUCCUAACAGCGAGUGGAAAGAACAUGCUGAAGCAGACACAUUUUUCUGCUUCACCAAUCUAAUGGCUGAAAUUCGGGACAACUUCAUCAAGAGCCUGGAUGAUUCUCAGUGUGGUAUUACCUACAAAAUGGAGAAGGUCUACUCCACCCUGAAGGAAAAAGAUGUGGAGCUGUAUUUGAAACUGCAAGAACAGAACGUCAAACCCCAGUUCUUUGCCUUCCGCUGGCUGACGCUGCUCUUGUCCCAAGAGUUCCUGCUGCCAGACGUCAUCCGUAUCUGGGACUCCCUCUUUGCUGAUGAUAAGCGCUUUGAUUUUCUUCUGCUCGUCUGUUGUGCCAUGUUGAUACUAAUCCGGGAUCAGUUGCUAGAAGGAGACUUCACUUUGAACAUGAGGCUGCUACAGGAUUAUCCUAUCUCUGAUGUUCACCUGAUUUUGAAGAAGGCAAAGGAACUUCAAGAUUCCAAAUAGUCCAUGAGCCUAACAAAAGGUGUCAGAGAAACUGUAUGGCAGCGGAUCCCAGGAGAUGCUCCUAUGCAGUGUGGUGCAUUAAAGCUCCUAGUGGUCUCUGCAGGACUUCAGGUUUUGUAUUUGGGCUACUAGCCACCUUGAAGACAUCCUUCUACUCUAUUUAUUAGCUCAAGGACUGAUUACUUUCCCAUCUACUUGGGUCGUGUACUCCAGAUUUUUUCAAAUCUCAAAUGCCUCUAUGCUGCCAAAAGCAGUUCUUUGUAUCGUUUUUAAUGACUUUAAGUUUGGGGAGAAAGAAACCAUCUGUCUGCAUAUCCCUGAAGGGAUGGACUCCUGUAUCAUGGAAGUAACACAUGGAGUAACUUCUGAUGGGGAAGAGACAGGCUGAGGCCAGUGGAUUUCGGUGGGUGAGUAUAGAAGGAUCUUCCUCCUGUGAAUAGAAUGUUUCCCAAUGAAGUCACGCAUCCUGCCAUUCAAGCAGCUUCUGGAUUUUUCUCCCUCCUGUCUGCACUUGGCCAUCCCUGGGGUGUGCAAAGAAGAAGAUUGCAUCAGUUUCUGGUGGUUGUCAUCUGAUAUCUGGCAGUUUGGACCCCUUUGCCUGGGAAAGAGACCUUGAGAAGCUGAGAUGGGAGGACGCGAUUACAGCUAGCAGCUUUGUGCACUGAAACUGCCUGAAUCCAGAAUCGCCUUAUCAGCAAGGUCUCCUUGAAAGCAAGACUGUGGUGGUUUAAAUCAAUGAGCGAAGUGAAGUUUGAAGUCAAGCCUUGUUAUGCACAGCCUUAGAGUAGGAGCUUGUUCCUGCAGGGAGCCUCAAGCUGCUUUCCUGGCUUUGAACUGGAGCAUAUCCAGCUACAGUCAGGAUUCUGAAAUACAAGAAAUGGGCAUCUAGUCGUGUGCAAUGAAGACAGCCGCAUUUAGGGGCUUAUACAGCCACGGCACUGGGGUUUUCUGCCUCAGUGGCUCUUGCAUAAUAUUACCCUGCAUAAGCUCUGGUCACAGUAACCUUGAUACUGUCUCAUAGUACUUCUUGUCAGGAAAAGACAUGGUACAGGUCUGACCUACAAUUAAGAGUCCUUUUCUGGUGUAAUCCAGUGGGCAUACAA
This is a messenger RNA of Aptenodytes forsteri (emperor penguin), 2210 nucleotides long. It is a transcript of the gene TBC1D13, whose product is annotated as TBC1 domain family member 13. The annotation marks the transcript as partial. The record is from RefSeq and is a predicted model, not a curated record. The transcript has 10 exons. NCBI's taxonomy places the organism in Eukaryota, Metazoa, Chordata, Aves, Sphenisciformes, Spheniscidae. Gene Ontology annotation, molecular function: GTPase activator activity. Gene Ontology annotation, biological process: intracellular protein transport; activation of GTPase activity.